Molecule: messenger RNA, 4827 nt
Organism: Arctia plantaginis
Lineage: Eukaryota; Metazoa; Arthropoda; Insecta; Lepidoptera; Erebidae
Source: the annotation of a GenBank genome assembly
AUGUCGUUCUGUCGGAUCACCGGUCGUAGUAGAGGGCUUCCAAAGCCCAACUACUUUCCGCUACUUGCUCCUAUCUCGCCUGCUGAUGCAAAACGCUGCUGCAGGAUCACCGGUAAAUCGUACGGGUUGCCUUCGCACCACUACAUUCCAGUUCUUCUUGCUUCCCGCACUUCGAAGACAAAAUGCAAGAUAACAAACGUGUCUGGCGAGCUUGGACCGCAUCACUAUUCACCAGAAAUUACCUAUGGCAAUAGAAAACAUGAAAUCUUACCAGACUUUAGAUACAUUUUCCCUGUUCUCGAUGGCUCUACAGAAGCCCAAAAGAAUUUAAUGGAAAUGUUAUUAGGUAAACAAGUGAUUGAAGAUAAACGUUACGUAUACACUGUGCAAGAAAGAAGGUGCAGCUUGGUAUUCUCUGCUCAAAUGGAAGCAGCAGUGCGUGAUGGUGACGUCAGAGAUGUCAUGUUAGCAAAGGACUCUGACACAGUGCUAAUUAAAACUAAACACGGCCGUAGUGUCUCCAUGGACUUUAAGGAUUUCACUGAAGAUGUAGAAAUAUUUGAAGGAGAAGGACCGAAUGCAGAAGUUUUGAAACAGAGAGAAAUGGAGGAACUAGAAGAGAAAAAGAAGAAGAGGAAACGUACAGCUGGUCUAUCUUCUAUGAAGAAAAUAUUUGAAAAAAAGGAAAAACUUGCCGAAGUACAAGAGUUAGAAGAAGAAAAGCAUCGUCUUGAUCGAAAGGUUAAAAAAGCUAAACUAGAAGAAUUUAGACACGAGAAACACGAUAUUAAAACAUUCAAUUACAAUAACUUUGAUGUGAAUCAUAUGCGUUCAAAGUCGAGCAUUGUCAUGUGUUCUAGUGAAUGGCGAGAACAAAUGCAUCCCUUGAUUGAGACAUGGGAUAGCGAAACUUUUGAGAAAGAUAUACUGAACGAGCAUUUUGUUCCUAAAGCUACUAAACUACCGACGCCGGUAAAAAUAACUCCCUACCAUUGCGAAGCAGAACUGUAUGAAGUUGACCGCAAUAUUAGCGAAGUGUCUAUUCCUUUGGAAAAUGUGCCUUGUGUUAACCCCUUAAAGCCUAUAAGAACACGCCCCUCUGAUGCAGUUUUAUGUGCUGUAAAAGAACUGUCCGAAGAACGCUUAGUAGAAACCGCAGAUAUUAUUGAAAAAUUAGUAGAAAGUGACAAAAUGGAUAUGCUCCCUACGAUUGAAAACUUAAAUGAAAUUGUUAAAAAUAUAAAAAAAGGUAAAAGGGAUAAAGUUGCCAAAAUAACUGGGCUUACAUUGGACAUAAAAAAAGCAAAGAAGUUUAUACCUGGGCAAGUAGUGAAUACUCCCCAAGGACCUGUUUUCGUGCCCGGACAAACAAUAGACACACCUACUGGCCCUAUUUUUGUUCCUGGCUUAAGCGUUAAUACACCUGUUGGUCCAGGAUUAAUACCCGGUCAUAUUGUUUUAAAUGAAAAUACAGAUAUGCCAUUUUUCCUGGCCGGUCAAGUUGUUAAGACACCAAAUGGAGAAGAAUUUGUUUGUGGACAAACAAUUAAAAAUAAAGAUGAUACAUACCGAUUCACAGAAGGGCAGACAGUUUUGUCGGAAGAAGGUCUUAAAUUUAUACCUGGUAAAAUAAUAAACACAGGUUCAGAAGAGACUUUUGUUCCUGGGCAAACUAUACAAACACCAGAAGGAAUUCAGUUUAUACCUGGCCAAACGAUAACAGAAAAUGGUGCUAUUACAUUCACUCCUGGACAAAACACAAAAGUUGACAAUGAAUGGCAGUUUAUACCAGGUCAAGUCAUACAUCAAGAUGAUGAAUUACACUUUGUACCAGGUGCUACAAUAGCUACACCAAAUGGUCUUAAGUUUGUACCUGGACAAACAGUGUCAAUAGAUGGUGAUACUUGUUUCGUACCUGGCGUUACAAAAAUUACAGGUGACAAGGAGUUACAGUUUAUCCCUGGCACCACCGUCGAAACAAAUGACGGCCCCAAGUUCGUUGAAGGUCAAAUAGUACAUACUGACUGUGGAGAAAAAUUUAUGCCAGGAAAAACGAUUGUCAACGGUGACGGUCACGUUCAGUUCUCUGUAGCAAAAUCUGUCGACGAUAUUACUUUUAGUGAAAGCGCUCCAGUUGGCCUUCCGAUUGAUAUAAAGACAUGCUCACUUUCUGAAGAAUCUCUAUAUGUUUUUGGCCACAUGGUACAGUCACAAAAAGGAAUUGAAUUCUAUCCAGGCCCGAGGGUACCCAAAAUGGAGGGAUGCCCAAAAAUUGUUCCUGGAAGACUUGUGAAGAAUGAAGCAAAUGAGUCCCGUUUUGUUCCUGGUAUGAUGGUUGAGGGUAUUUUCGUACCUGGACAAAUAGUGUUUACAGAAAAUGGAGAACAAUUUGUACCAGGACAAGUGGUUGAUACGGCUGAUGGACCUAAAUUUGUACCUGGACAAGUUGUGAAUACAAAGUCUGGCCCAAAAUUUGUACCUGGUCAAACAAUACACACGAUUGAUGGUCCUCGUUUUGUACCGGGUCAAAUCAUAGAGACUAAAGCCGGCCCCACUUUUAUUCCAGGUCAAGUAAUUUCCACAGAAGAUGAAGGAUCUAGGUUUGUGCCCGGUCAAGUGGUAGAUACUGAAGAAGGGCCAAGAUUCGUACCUGGUAGGGUUAUUGAAACAGAUGAUAAUGGUGUAACAUUUGUCCCGGGUCAAAUUGUUCAAACACCAGAGGGACUAAAAUUUGUUGCUCCUGACCUGACUGAGGGUGAGGAGGGUCUGGAAUUUUCGGUUCAAAGUUUUGUGGUUACUCCUGAGGAACUUAAACUAUUGAAAGUGAAAACUAACCCAAACGAUACUACUUCUACAAAAGGUGAAUUAACUAUUGACAGAAAUAUGUUACGGCAGCUCUCUGAGGCUGGAAUGUCAAUUGGUAGACAAGUUCCCGCUGACUUACCAAGUAUCAAUGUUGUGUUAAAUGAAACAAGGAAUGCAGAAGCAUUAAAGGCAUUUGUCACAGAUUUUGGUUUAAAAGAUGAGGUAGCAAAUCAAUUACUGGAAGUCAUAUCGUCUAUUAUUGAAAUGAGUGCACAUUUAAAAACAGAAAUAGAAGAAAAUAAUAAAGAAUAUGGAUCAGUGAAUGAAUCUAAAAAAGGACAAAUCAAUCAAAAGCGAAUGGAUAUACAUGAACAUAAUGGUUUUAUGGGUGGCAAUGGACAAACUCCUCAUCAAGAACAUGUGAAAAACUCCAUUGCUGCAGCUGUCUUAGCCGCUUUAGUUACCGCUGAACAAUUUCAAAAAGAUACUAAAAAUAACAGCAAAGAAAAAUAUCAAAUGAUCUUAAAAUCUAUUGACAGUAUAUUAGGUAAGGCCAUUGAUGAAGAUUUUGUAUCUGCCAUGUUUGAUGCUCUUCAAAAAGAGGAAGACAAAGAAAUGUUGUGUGAAGAAAUCCUUGAAAAUUCAUCUCAGUCCAAAGUUGAAUUGAUAAAAAUUGCUGUAUGCAGCUCAAUGCACAAACAUUAUUUUACACAAGAAGAUAUAAUUGAGAAAGUAGGAGAUUUUUUAAGUUGUGAAAAUGAAAUACUGGGCCCAGCAUUUAAAAACAUUUUCAGAAACGAUACAAGUCUUCUUCAACCUUUGUUAGACCGCAUUUCAGAUUCAAUUUCUUUUGUCAAAAGUAAUCAUGAAGUGACUGACACUUUGCAAAAAGCUAUUGUAUCUGCUGUACAAGAAGCUAGUAGCAAAGACCUCGAACUUCUGAUACAAAAUAAUGAUAAAGAACAUCUCAAAGAAUUAAUCAUUCAGUCUGUUGGACUUGCUAAGAUACUAGGAAUGAGAGAUGUUGCCAUAAAAUUAAUGUCAAUAGUAAAUGACGAAGAUAGUAUGACCAAAAUUGCAGCUGACCCAACAAGUCUCAACAUUAUAAAAAGGCUGACUGUCAUGCGGAAACUGGCGGAUAAAACACCGAAGUUGCAGUCUGCGUUACGUACACUAGAAACCCAUCCAGAACUAGCUCGUACAGAUUCAAACCUGAGAGAUUUAGUACGAGAAAGUGGUGCCCUCAUGAUUGUGCCCGAAGAAUCGUUUCUACUUACUUCUGAAGACGUUCCAUUAAAUCUCUUAGACCCAGAAAAUAGUCUUGCGAUGGAAGACUUUAUGUUCCGAAGGAGGAAACAUAGAGGUGCUUUAUUAAUUAUGAAAAAAGGAUUACAAGCUGUUGUCCCACGUGAAGCAAGUCAUUCUGUAUUAACUGGAGAAGUAGCCUACACAGUUCUCGACGAAAAUGGAAUAAGACAUUUUGAGCCUAUGCACGUAUUUUCAGCAUUAAAUCUUAGUCAGCCCUCAGCUCAUCGUUUCUCAAUGUACAGUUGUCCUAUCGUUGAUGAUGACAAUGAAGACUUACAAUCAUUCACUGGAUAUUGCAAUAUAAGUAACAAUCAAAGAAUAACAAAAUUUGGUGGAUGGUCACGCAGACAUAGCGGAGUUUUAUUAGAAAGAGAAAAUACAAGAAGUCGUGUCAGUAGCUUGGAGACGACACCAAGUUACAAACGAUAUUCCACUCGAUCUGUAGCAAGCUCUGAUAGAUCUAGAUCUAGUUGUAGUAGGAGUCCCCCUAAGGUAGAAGAUGUCGUGGUAGCAUCAGCUGAUUAUUCAGCUGCUGCUGAUGACGAAGUAUCUUUAAAAGCCGGUGAUAUUGUGGAGGUUCUCGAUACUAAGUCCAGCGUCGGAUCAAAGUACAGAGGCCGUGUUUAUUGUUACGAGAACCAUUUCUACAAAACCAGAGGUCCUCAUUUGGACUAUGUGUUUAGUGUUCCAACCUACAAAAUGUAUUAUCAUUGA